AUGGGACAUGAUAUUAAAGGUUUUUCUUGCGCAUUUGCAGUUGGUUUAUUAUUUAAUAUUUUAGCAUGUAUAGUUUCUCACUCUGGUUAUCCAAUUAUAGUUGUUGCAUCAUAUUUUCUUGCUCCGUUCCCAAAUAUAUUAUGUAGAAAUAGAGAUAGUUUUUCAAGUGAAAAAGGAACAUUUGAAGAUAUUGGGUUAUUUUUAACAGGUCUAUUUAUUACAUCUGGAUUUGCAAUUCCAAUGAUUUUAGCCCAUUCAGAUAUUAUUUCAGGAAAAGCACUUGCAUUUUCAAUGGCAGGCGGUGUUACAGUUUAUGCAACAAUUAUUACAUUCCUUUGGUUCUUUAAUAGACAUAAUGAUGAAGACAAUAAUUGGUAA
This is a messenger RNA of Dictyostelium discoideum AX4, 378 nucleotides long. RefSeq names its product vacuolar protein sorting 55 family protein (gene vps55). The transcript is spliced from 5 exons. The record is from RefSeq and is a predicted model, not a curated record. NCBI's taxonomy places the organism in Eukaryota, Evosea, Eumycetozoa, Dictyosteliales, Dictyosteliaceae. Gene Ontology annotation, cellular component: endosome membrane; cytosol. Bases 1 to 378 code for a protein of 125 amino acids.